AUGAAAAAACUUUCAACCUUAGAUGAAUCAGUAUCAUCUCCUUUAAGAAUGGAACAACUAACAAGCGAAACAACUGGUAAAAGAUAGCAGGAGGGAAGGAACAAUCAUAAAAGAGAGAAAAGUCCAGAAGAGAAACCGAAUAAACUUUAAAAUGCAGUAAGAAGGCUCAAAUCAAUGAGGCAAAAUACUAUUAAGACCCUCAGUUCUAAUGAGAGUGAUACAGAGCAAUAAGAAUUUAAGCCGACUACUGACAGUCAUCAGCAAAAUUAGAUUAAUCAGGAAGAAGAUGAUAGACCUCUGGCAGAAAUAAUGUUUGGUGGGGAUUACGAUUAGGAUGAGUAGAAUAUGUAAACUAACAGCUUUAAGCGAAGAGUUAGCAGAGUUUUGAACAAGAUAGAUCAAUCAAAUGAUAAUUCUAGAAGGAACACACUCGCUAAGAAUGAGCUAUCAUAGAGCAAGAGAAAUUCUUUCCUUGAAAAAAGCAAGCAAUAAAAGGUAGACUUUAAUAUGGUGCCAAAUCUGGAUAUUCCGAAUAAGAGGUCAGGAGCCAGAAUGUUUUUGAAUGAGAGGCAAAAUGAUUCUACCAAUAAUGAUAAUUAGAUGUAGAAUGCUGGCUAUGAGACUGGUGAGGACAACAAAAACUCUCUGGAUAGAGCUCCUUAAAUGCCAACGCUCACCAAGAGCACAUCUGAAUACCGAUCGUAAACGAAUAAAGUCUAAGUGCCGCAACUAAAUAUUACUAAUUUAGGUGCAAGCAAGAGCAGCCUAACUAAGAAUCCUUUCCAAGAAGAGGAUCUCAAUAUUCAAAUGUAGCAGAGUAGAAACGCGACUCUUAAGUAUUGUUCUGCGAUUCAGUUGUAUUAUUUGGGAGACCUGAAGUAAAGCUUUGUGAUCCAUUCACUGUCACCAGUAUUAAAUAGAGUCGAAAUUUCCAUCAGGCCCUAAGUUGUUUAAAAUAUCCCUUAUGGUGAAGAAACAAGCAGAUGGUAGCUAGAGUAGAUACCAGAUUGGCAAUGUGCUCCAGCUUUGAAGUCACAAGGAGAAGUUUUCAGAAUACUUCCAGCAGUUGACCAUAAUUACAUUAAGAAAAUUAGAAAGAUACUUAAAAAUAAGAAGGAGCUUGAUCCUCAUAAUUAGUUCAAGUACGGUGAAUAUCUUGAAAGCCUAAAUGAAGAGAUGAAGUACAAUCUUGAUGUCUUCGAAGAAUAUAAAAACUAAUAUGUUAAGUUUGGAAGUUAGGUAAUGAUAAUGCAUGAGAACAGUUAACUAUUCUUGAAGAUAUCAUCUCCUAGUUUAUUGAAAUUAACUCCGUAUAUAUCAGAAAAGACUAUGUUUAAGCUCCUACCAUCUAGUAAGAUAUAGUCAGAAGGAGAGGGAAAGAUUUUGGAAAACGAUUAAUUCUUUUUGGGAUAUACAUAUGAUAAGAUUCUAAACAAGGAUCUAUAUCUAUUUCAGGAUCCAGUUCAACUUGAAAGGUCUGCAACUAAGAAGAAAUCCUCGUUAGAAAAAUUCGAAAAUUUCAACCUUGAGCUACUAUUUUCGGAAUCUAAAAAACUUCCAUUACAUUUUGGCAUCUGCGAAUCCCUAGACUUUGAUAGAUCUGAGAACAUAUUCAAGCAUCUCAAUGGAAAAGUUAUACAGAUCAAGCAUAUAGAAUCUGAGUUAUAUCUUAGUUAAACAAUUAAGAGAAAAGAAAACAGAAUUCUUAGCUAAUUUUUCGGAAGCACAAACAGAUAUUAGCUUAAUAAACUCAUAGAUUAUAUUCCUAAAGUCUAUGGCAAUGAGGCCUCAGUCAAUGUUCAUUUUGAGCCUAGAGCAUCCAUCAAUACAUACUGGAAAGUCUAUGCUUCCCCUCAUCAUAGAGACGCUGUAUUCUUGGAGAAUGCAGUGAGUAAAGUCAGAAUUAAGGGUCUUCAUUUAAAUGCUUUUAGCAAAGGAGGUGCAAGAAAUGAAAAUGGAGAAGAAAGUCUAUUCUAUAAAAUAUUCUAAGAGGAAAAUACUCUUUCGAGCUCUCUAAAUGUUAAAAGAUCAAGUAUUCAUGAAAUUAGUGCAGAAAGAGAAUAUUUGUGGGUAGAGUAUCUUAAGUUUAAUAGGACUGAAAAUAAAUACGAAUUUUCCAAAUUUGGAUCUAUGAAAGAUGAGGAUAAGGGAAAUCUUUUCGAUACCUUUAAGAUUUAUACAGUAGACUCUUAUUAACAACACUCAUUCGAAUUCCUCCAUCAUUGCUUUAAUUCUCUCAAAUCUUUUGAUUCAUAUCAAGCUGACAAUCCAGAGUGCCAAGAAUAUGAGAGAAUCCUAAAAGUUAUCAUCUAGUUGAAAAGGUUUGUUUAAAAUAAACUUAGUGGGCUGAUUAAUGUCGAUGAACCUUACGGAGAGCCUAAUUUAACCAAUCAAAACCUAUACAAGGAAUCUUUCAUAAUUGAUGAAAUCAUUGAAAUAGUUGACUUGAUAUGGCCAGAUGAAAAUUAUAUGAGAAAAGACUUUUCGGGCAAGAGCUUAUAGGAGCUUAAUGAUGUCUAAAGUGAUGAGGAGUCAUUUAAUUCUUCAACUUUUUCUCAUAAUAGUGAUGUUCACCGAGAGACUAAAGUCAAACUUGCAGAGAAGAUAUUUGAAUUGCUUAAGCUGAUUUGUCAUGAUAACUUCGUGCUUAAAGAGUUCGUAUUCUUUGAUAUAGUGCCAAAUAUCUAGAAAUUCGUAAAACUUUUCUUAAAUAAUUCAACUUUUUAGUUUGGUGCUGGAUUUAGAAAGCAAUAAGACUUCUAGUUAUUUAAUUAUCUUGUUUAGGAUUGUGAUUAAUAUGCUGACUAUAAGGAGAAGACCAAAUAUAACAUCAUUUUUUAGUUCAUGAAAAAACUUUAUGUAUAUAUAAAUAUAAUCUUAAUUUCAUAAUAGAAAGACAAUACAAGCAAGGUAGAGAGCAAUUUAUUCUCUAUUCUGAGAAGCUUCUGUAUCAAUCCAAAGGGUCAGCCUAACAAUUAUCAUCAGAAACUAUUGCAUGAUCUUUUUUUCUUCAACUAAUUAGAGGGAAUAAAGUUUAAACUUAAUCAAAAGCCUAUCAGCGCAGUAAAACAAUCAGUAAAAAGAUCAACUGUGGUCAUAUAAAAUGAAGACUAAUUGUCUGUAAGGAAACUUCAAGAAGAUUUGAAAAAAUUUGAUGAAAAUAAAUUUAAUAAGAGUUAAAGUUUGAGGGCUCUAAGGAGUGAAACUUAAUCCAAACUGCAGAAGAAUACCAAUACGAGAUCUAAUAAGCUACUUUAGCCUAUUAAGGAAAUUAGAAUGGAUUUCGGUUCUAAAAUUAGUGAUCAUGAUGAAAAUAAGGAGGAGGACAAUAACCUGCUGUCUUUUGUGACUACCAAAUCAAAAGGUAAGAAAGGAUAAUCAUUUGCAAGUUCAGCUUAGAAAGAUAAGAAGGAGUAAAUAAAUGAGGAAAUGGAGAGUCAUAUGGAAUCAGAUUAUGAGGAACUUAGAGUUGAGACUAUCGAAGAUGAAAGCUUCCUAAUCAAAAGAAUUCAUGAUAUAACCUUUAAUAAGCUUACUUCGAAAGUUAUCCUUGAAAACACCAAAGACUCUAAUCUCAUCAAGUUAGAAUUAUAUUUCUUUGCAGAUCUCUGCUACCUCAUGAAUUUUGAUUGUCCUUGCUCAAAAUUCUCAUCAGCCACUGUCCAUAAUCUUCUGAAAUUACUAACAAAUAAAAAAAGUAAACUCGAUACCAAUAUCAAGGCAGGUUUGGCAAGAAUACUGAACACCAUUUUAAGAAAUCAUGAUGAUAAUGUUCAUAGUCGUCCUUACUUCUUAAGAAUGUAUGAAAAGCAGGAAUUUGUCCCUCCUCAUGGCUAAGUCAUUAUAAGUAAUGAAGAUACGAGAUCUUUGGUGAAACUAACAAGAGAAAAUUUUAGAUUGAUGUCAAUACAACACUCUUACAAUUUCUCUGACUUCGACUUUGAAAUGAUGAGACUUACUUAGUAUGUCAUCUAAUCAAAUCUUGUAUUCCAGAAAGAUUUUAAUGAGGGCUACCUUUAUGUAACAGAUAUUUUUGAAGACAUUGGGGGAAUGUUCAUAAGAAGGAAAGAAAUUGAAAAAAAUUAGAAAAUCAGUUCGAGCAAGAGUCAUCUAAGCAUAUUAACAAACGAUCAACAGUCUGAAACUACCUUGAAUAUUUCAGAGUUCUAAAAACAAUUCAAAAAAAUGAAGUAAAUUCUUGACUUUUAAAUCAAUAUUUUUCAGGAAAGUAUUGCAAUAGACAUUGGGAGAUUCUGCAUCAGGUAUGAGUGA
Messenger RNA from Stylonychia lemnae, 4272 nucleotides. Lineage: Eukaryota; Ciliophora; Spirotrichea; Sporadotrichida; Oxytrichidae. The record is from the annotation of a GenBank genome assembly.